CAAAGUUCAUAUGUUUAAUUCGCAUCAAAGAUUAAAGGCAGUGAGCCACGCAACAAGUAGCUUUUGUUGUUCAUAAUAUUAUAUAAAUUGUUAACAUAUAUUCUCUAAUUUAUUCAUCGUGUAAACUACAAACUGUGUUACUAUGAAAUAAUGUCAUCGCAACAGCGCAAAUUCAUACGGAAACAAAACGUUUCAAACAACACUGCAUAUACUGUAAAUACAAACACGCAUCUAUUUUUGUAAUGCUCACAACAGUCGUAACAAUUGCAAUUAGUGUUGGCUAAAGCUACCAAAACAUUAAAGAUACAAGAGACAGGUGGAGAUGGCUGCGAUAAAGAACAUCGCGUUGGGCAUUUUGUAUGGCCUGUGGGACAGCAUACGCGGUAUGACGCUGGUACUGCAUAUAGACAAUGAAGUGGCCAGGCAAAAUGCAGAACUGGAGACAAUGCGCCAACUGCGCAGAAUGGACAGGGAUCAAUAUAAACAAGCGCGACGCUCGCCUUCGCCAGUGCCCAGCUCGGCAGCGGCAUUGAUACGUGAAGAGUUGGAGAAGCGGGCAGAGGCCAAUUCCGAUGAACGUACUUUGGAAAAAAUAUUCAAAAAGAAACCCGCAGAGGAACCAGAGCCUCAGGCCGAGAAGAAAAUAGCAAAGAAGCUAUUAAAGUGCUGCCUGCUCAAUGGCGGCUUUACCUGGCUAAGCAUUGUGCUGUUUGAGAAUGUGCUGCUACCCACUCUCAAAUUCUGCCUCACCAUCUUCUAUGGCGCGCAAUCGGAUACGCUACCCUUCGUCUGGAGCUGGCUGCAUCCCAUCUUGUCGCUGAUCUUUGGCAUGAUGUGGGUGCUACCUAUAUUCAUGCUAUCGAAAAUCGUCAGUUCCCUAUGGUUUGCGGACAUUGCGAAUGCGGCGUAUCGCGUGCGCAAAGGUCGCCCCCAAUUAAUACCCGGUAUAAGUAAAUUGGUGGCCGAUUUCCUCUUCAGCAUGGUGGUGCAAAUGUUGUUCCUCGUGCAGAGCAUGCUGGUGAACUUGGUGCCAGUCAAAUAUGUUGGCUCCUCGUUAUGCUUUCUGCAUUUGUGCCUCCUCUACUCGCUGUACUCCUUUGAGUACAAAUGGUUUAACAUGGGCUGGGAGCUGCACCGGCGUCUCACUUACAUCGAAAAGAAUUGGCCAUAUUUCCUUGGCUUCGGCAUACCGCUGACGGUGCUAACAAAUAUGUCUAGCUCUGUGAUUGUCAGCAGCUGCAUCUUCUCCAUCUUCUUUCCACUCUUCAUACUGAGCGGCAAUGAGGCCAAGCCCAUUGUGGAUACGACUGAAUUUUCCCUUCGGCUCUUCUCGCCGGUUGUUUUCAUAUCAAAUCUGUGCUUUGGCGGCAAUCCGUGGAGCAAAACUAAUCGAAUGUUACUUCAACAGCGCAAGCAACUGGAGCAGGAGCGUCGUGAAGAGUUGCUGCUAAAGCAAAAGAAGCACCAGCAUAUGCUGCAGCAGCAGCGGAGUCGAGAGACGCGGAGUGAACAUUCGCAUUCUCGUUCCCGCACACCGCAGCUUGGGCAGCCACAUUAUCGUUACGCCCAGCCGCCGGCCUUUGAUGCAGCUCGAGUGCGCGACUCUUCAGCCUCGUCGACGCAUAGCUCGAACGCUGCCACGCCAAAUAGCUAUAGGCCGCCCCCAUUCUUUGGCGGCGCAGGCAUGCACAGCAACGUGCCCCUCGUGCCCAUACCUGUGCCCGGAGCGCCCCGCACGCCUAUUGUUGUGCGCGAGGAGUCGGGUCCAGAUGACUGGAAUUUGUGAGAUUUUUAUACAUAUAUGCA
Molecule: messenger RNA, 1806 nt
Organism: Drosophila navojoa
Lineage: Eukaryota; Metazoa; Arthropoda; Insecta; Diptera; Drosophilidae
Gene: tank
Product: EI24 domain-containing protein tank
Biological process (GO): macroautophagy
Cellular component (GO): endoplasmic reticulum
Source: RefSeq, a predicted model, not a curated record